GAGAGGGAGAGGAGGUGGGGUGGCAACUGGCGCAAAGAGAGAUAUUCGGGUAAUAGAAAAGAAAAAGAAAAAAACGAAAGUAGAGACGCUCAAAACACCUUCAAUUCCAACCCUCUUUACUGCACCAUGUCUAUGUGAUGUGGCUUUGGCUGCUAUUCUUCAUUCACAUUCUGUUCUAUUCUAAAAAAUUGAAAUUGAGAGGAAAAGGAUUGAAUCUUGCCCUCCCCUCCUAGAAGAAAGAAAGAAAGAAAGAAAGAUUUCAAUCAAAUCAAAAGAGGAAAUAGAUAAGCACAUCAAAGCCGAAGCAAGUAAAAACACAGAGAAUAGAUUCGAUGGGGGAUGGGAAUACGAUAACAAUAGACAACCUAGAAGACCAAGUGGGAAAAGUGGUGGAGCAGACAAAGGAGCUGCAGGAAGAGGCACUUGCCCUGAUUAACAAGAACGCCACCGACGAACAAUCUCUCCGCCAACGUGCCCAAUCCCUCGACUCUUCUAUUUGCCGCCUCCGUUCUUUAAUUGAUUCUCUGCUCUCCGACAAGCUCUUGGAUCCCAAGCUUGCCGACAAGCUUGAAGAAGAGUUGCAGAAGGCCAGAUGCAUCCUGAGCGAUGGAGACGCUGCUUCCUUUCUUCCUGGAAAACCGCAUGGCCGCUUUCUGAAGAUGUUUCUAGGCCCAAUUAAUGUACGAGCCUCUCGCAGAGAUAUCCAGCUCAAGGUUAAAGAGGAGUACAACAGUUACAGAGAUAGAACUGCUCUUCUGUUUCUUCUUUUCCCCUCAACUCUACUUAUUCUGCGAUCCUGGAUUUGGGAUGGAUGCCUGCCAGCAUUCCCAGUUCAGCUUUACCAGGCAUGGUUGUUGUUCCUAUACACAGGAUUGGCAUUGCGAGAAAACAUACUCAGAAUGAAUGGAAGUGAUAUUCGUCCAUGGUGGAUAUAUCAUCACUAUUGUGCUAUGGUUAUGGCCCUUGUUAGUCUCACAUGGGAGAUUAAAGGACAACCAAAUUGUUCUCAGAAGCAGAGAGGAGUACAACUUUUCCUACAAUGGGCUAUGAUGCAAGGAAUUGCUAUGCUUUUACAAAAUAGAUAUCAACGUCAAAGACUCUAUACUCGUAUUGCAUUGGGGAAGGCUAAGAGGAUGGAUGUUGUGUGGGGAGAAACCGCUGGUGUACAUGGCCAGUUGUGGGUGCUGUGUCCCAUACUUUUUAUUUUGCAGGGUUUUGAGGCCUAUGUUGGACUUCUAUUGCUCAGGACUGCAUUUGUUGGGUUUGUCUCUGAAUGGCAGUGCAUAAAAUAUCAAGUGAUGGAAAAACUAUAUUGGCAGGUGAUUUUCUGUGGGAUCCUUUUGGUGCUAAUGGCGGUGGGGAACUUUCUAAAUACAGUACAGACACUCAUGGCAAAGUCAAGGUUUAAGGCAAAGAUGAAAAGAAGUAAGAGCAAGCAGGAGUUGUAGUAAAGCCUCCCUAAUUGUUAGGAUUUAUCUUAAGUCCUUCAUAGGAUCUCAUUUUUGGAAUGUUUUUCUUGGUCUAUAACGUUUGUUGCUGGCUGCCAAAGUGAGGCAGUUUGGAAUGUCUUUAUAAAAUGUUCAUUUUGACCUUCAUAUGAAUGUAGCAUCUGUCCUUUCCAGUC
This is a messenger RNA of Ziziphus jujuba (common jujube), 1624 nucleotides long. RefSeq lists its product as uncharacterized. Gene Ontology annotation, cellular component: membrane. NCBI's taxonomy places the organism in Eukaryota, Viridiplantae, Streptophyta, Magnoliopsida, Rosales, Rhamnaceae. Bases 333 to 1448 code for a protein of 371 amino acids. The transcript is spliced from 9 exons. The record is from RefSeq and is a predicted model, not a curated record.